CCAACUGGCUCUCUCUGCUCACAGAGACACUAACACAUUAAGUCCUGUUCCAGCGUGUCGCUACCUCCUGCAGCUGCCUGUUCUGUAGCAUUCCAAGCAGCCCCUGAACAUGAACUAGCUUCUCCUUUGCAGAUAUGCAUGAUUUAAACAGUCCAACUAUUUCUUUUUUUGCUUUUCCUGGAUAAGAGUCAGGCCAGGAGUGUUGUCUUAGAAAAAUAAAGAGUGGAAUUAAAUGAUUGGUUGCCUGAAUUUUAAAUGAAAUGAAAUGUUAUGUUUUAUUUGUGCAUGUGCGCUGGACUGGGGGGCGUAGCCCAACCCUGCACCCGCCUCUAUCCAGCUGUGCUGCCCCCAUCCAAUAACCGCCACGGCUAUUCCUGUUCCUGUGGGCACUUGGCCAUACAAUUCUUGCAUGACGACUGAGUCCUUUUGCUGGAGUACAUAGGAAGAAGUACUUUCCAUAAGCUUGGAAACCAGCUUAAAAGGCAGCAGGGACAAUUGAAAAAGUUUAAAGACAAAGCAGGUUUUUCUCAUUUGUCGAAGGAUAACAGGAAGUCGUUACAGGGCUGCCUCCAUGUUCAGCUGGCUGCAGUGAGAUUGUCAGAUCGAGACCAGCCUGCACACUCAUUUACAUUCAGACUGCGAUACAGAAGAACGAGUUUCUUUACAGCCAUAAUCAUCUGAGCAAUGGCUUAUUAUUCCGAUGGAGAGACCCAGACCUCACUCGCCGACCUCUUGCUGGGUUAUCUGGAGGAGCUCACUGAAAAAGACCUGAAGAAGUUAAAAUAUAACUUGAUUAACCUGGUGUAUAAAAAGUAUCAGCGUAUUCCCAAGGGUCAGCUGGAGAAUUUGGACAGAACAGACCUAGCCGACAAGAUGAGAGAUCACUACGGUGAAGCUGAUGCUCUCAAUGUCAUGUUUCAAAUCCUGAAGAAGAUGAACCUGAAUAAUCUUGCUCAGAGAGUCAAUGAAGACCUGAAUAAGCGUCCCCAAGCAGGAAGUGAGCGGGCAGACAUACCAGAGGAGGCUCCUCGUCCAGUGGUCCCUAAUCAGAUAGAUGUGCUGUUUGUAGACCAACACAGGACAGCCCUCAUCCAGAGAGUGACACUGAUUGACCCCAUACUGGACGACCUCCAUGGGCAGAUCAGCGGGGAAAAGUACAACAACAUACGUGCUGGCAGUACCAGCCAGGACAGGAUGAGGAGGCUGUAUGAGGCGUUAAACACUGUUAGGCUGAAAGAGCUUUUCUUUGACUCCCUGAAGAAGAAUGAACCACACCUUGUCUUAGACUUGGAAAUGAAUUGACUGGAUUUCAGAUAUUAAAAGGUCUUUAUUAGCUAAAAUGUUGUUUCGGUGCCUUUGAAUGUAUGCAGCAUGUAGGCAAGCAAUUUGGCAGCGCCCCCUACUGAUUUUAUUGUUCAAAGAAGAAGAAAAUUUCUCAGUUUGCUAUGCUGUUUUUGUACUAUUUUCAUUUAAAAUAAAUGGUUAAAAUGA
Messenger RNA from Brienomyrus brachyistius, 1491 nucleotides. RefSeq names its product apoptosis-associated speck-like protein containing a CARD. The record is from RefSeq and is a predicted model, not a curated record. The transcript has 5 exons. Lineage: Eukaryota; Metazoa; Chordata; Actinopteri; Osteoglossiformes; Mormyridae. Gene Ontology annotation, biological process: inflammatory response; innate immune response; regulation of apoptotic process. Bases 685 to 1302 code for a protein of 205 amino acids.